Dermacentor andersoni is the source of this 744-nucleotide messenger RNA. Its product is annotated as solute carrier family 22 member 7-like. Gene Ontology annotation, cellular component: membrane. Gene Ontology annotation, biological process: transmembrane transport. The record is from RefSeq and is a predicted model, not a curated record. Lineage: Eukaryota; Metazoa; Arthropoda; Arachnida; Ixodida; Ixodidae. Gene Ontology annotation, molecular function: transmembrane transporter activity.
AUGGACCUCUUUCUACCACAGCGGCUGGCCGGCGUUGAUCUACGAACAAGUGAAUCGUUUGACAGCGAAGAAGGCUUCGGCCACGGGCCUUUCCAGAAGAGGACGCUCCUUCUGAUUCUUCUGGGAGUCUUUUCGAUUACUAGCCAAACCACCUUGGUGCCCCUCCUCACCGCUGACGUCGACCAUUGGUGCAAGCCGCCAGCCGGCUUCAACAUCUCUGCAGCCGAUUGGAAGAAUAUUGCGAUACCGACAGAGGCCAACGGACGCUUCAGCCGCUGCCGCGUUUACGAACGCUGCAAGCCCCCCGCUGACCCCAGCAGUCCCAUUCAAGAUAGGAAGAUUGGCGCUGGACCUGCCGAGGCCGGCUGGUGGUACAGCAGAUGCUUCCUAGGCCAGCGUGAGCUCGACGACACCAACGACACACUCGAUGCGCCCUGUGAAGAGUGGGACUACGACGUUCGGACAGCCGAGACCAGUGCGGUGAGUUAUUGGAAUAUGGUUUGCCACCGACGUUUCCUGCCGGCAGCCCUUGUCACCCUGCACAAUACCGGUUCUGCAAUUUCGCUUAUUCUGCUCGGCGCCUUCGUGGACUACGUCGGCAGGAGAGCCAUGCUCGUGGGCUCCGCCGUGGCGGUGGUGACCUGCACGGUGUGGACCAUGGUGGCUACAAGUUACGUGAGUUACGCCAUGGCACGUUUGCUUAACGGGGCCAGCGUCGCCGCAUACGCGAUUUUUCAUUCCUGA